GGAGUCCAACUGUCUAUUGUUUGGAGGGGUACCUUUCCCGCCAUCGACCAUUUCUCUCAACGAGCAAAUUUAGGGCACAUUCUUUCCGCUCCUCACCACUUCCAUUGAAAGUUUCUGGUGCCUUUAAUUUUACUGAGGAGUUGCGAAAACGCUAUCGUGAUGUCUGGAAGAAAAGAAACUGUUCUGGAUUUGGCUAAGUUUGUAGACAAGGGCGUCCAAGUGAAGCUUACCGGCGGCAGACAAGUUACUGGAACGCUAAAAGGAUAUGAUCAAUUGCUGAACCUUGUGCUGGAUGAAGCUAUAGAGUUUUUAAGAGAUUCUGAUGAUCCGUUGAAGACAACAGAUCAAACCAGACGUCUUGGCCUAAUUGUCUGCAGGGGGACUGCCGUAAUGCUUGUGUCUCCAGUUGAUGGUACAGACGAGAUUGCUAACCCCUUUAUCCAACCGGAUGGUGCAUAGGUGUAAUUUUUUGUUUACUUUACUUUCCCAGUUCUCUAUCUGAAUAUCAAGUUCCGCUAUUUUCUUUGUGAUUCCUCUAUCUCUCUCUCCCUCUCUCUAUUAAAAACAAUUGAGUUUGAACCCUUCUAUCUAGAUACGUGGAGCACUUAUCCAUGUGAAGUAAAAUUGUGAAAUUUUGUUAAUUUCAGUAAACUUACCGCUUUCUUUUGAGUUUA
Cucurbita moschata (crookneck pumpkin) is the source of this 674-nucleotide messenger RNA. Its product is annotated as sm-like protein LSM7. Gene Ontology annotation, biological process: nuclear-transcribed mRNA catabolic process; mRNA splicing, via spliceosome. Gene Ontology annotation, cellular component: catalytic step 2 spliceosome; U2-type prespliceosome; Lsm1-7-Pat1 complex. Gene Ontology annotation, molecular function: RNA binding. The transcript has 6 exons. The coding region runs from base 160 to 459 and encodes 99 amino acids. Lineage: Eukaryota; Viridiplantae; Streptophyta; Magnoliopsida; Cucurbitales; Cucurbitaceae. The record is from RefSeq and is a predicted model, not a curated record.